AAAUAAAUCAGGGGGCUAUUUUUCUCCUUCCCUCUAAACACCACAAAUUAUCGUUCUUCCUCAUGCAUCUAGGGUUUAACAAUUAAAUCCAAUUCGAUCCCGUUUCCUCUGUAAACCAUGGCGACUGCUUCAGUGGCGUUCAAAUCAAGGGAGGAUCACAGAAAGCAGCUUGAACUAGAAGAGGCUCGUAAGGCGGGGCUUGCACCGGCCGAAUUGGAUGAAGAUGGAAAGGAAAUCAAUCCUCACAUUCCACAGUAUAUGUCUUCUGCGCCUUGGUAUCUCAAUGCGGAGAGACCUAGUUUGAAGCAUCAAAGGAAGUGGAAGUCUGAUCCAAAUUAUACCAAGUCGUGGUAUGACAGAGGUGCAAAGACUUUUCAAGCUGAAAAGUUCAGGAAGGGUGCUUGUGAAAACUGUGGGGCUUUGACACACGACAAGAAGGCUUGCGUGGAAAGACCCCGCAAAUUAGGAGCCAAGUGGACAGGCAAGCAUAUUGCCCCAGAUGAGAAGAUAGAGACCUUCGAGCUUGAUUAUGAUGGGAAGAGAGAUCGAUGGAAUGGAUAUGAUGCUGCAUCUUAUAAACAUGUCAUUCAGAGAUAUGAAGCCAGGGACGAAGCAAGAGGCAAAUUUUUGAAGGACGAACAGCUUAAGAAGUUGGAGGAGAAAAAUAAUAAUCAAAAUAAAGAAGAUGGUGUUAGCGAUGAUGAGGAUAAUGAAGACUCUCUGAAAGUUGAUGAGGCCAAAGUUGAUGAGAGCAAACAAAUGGACUUUGCGAAGGUUGAGAAGCGUGUGCGUACUACCGGUGGUGGUAGCACAGGAACUGUCAGGAAUUUACGUAUUAGAGAGGAUACUGCAAAAUAUCUUCUCAAUCUUGAUGUUAACUCUGCCCACUAUGACCCCAAGACCCGUUCUAUGCGUGAGGACCCUCUUCCAGACAUGGAUCCAAAUGAGAAGUUCUAUGCUGGAGACAAUCAAAAUAGAGUGAGUGGUCAAGCUUUGGAGUUCAAACAGCUGAAUGUUCAUGCUUGGGAAGCAUUUGACAAGGGUCAUGACGUUCAUAUGCAAGCUGCUCCUUCACAAGCUGAGUUGCUUUAUAAAAAUUUCAAGAUCAACAAGGAGAAGCUGAAGUCUCAUACUAAAGACAAAAUCAUGGAGAAGUAUGGUAAUGCUGCUGCUGAUGAAGUAAUUCCACGAGAACUCUUACUUGGGCAGAGUGAACGGGAGGUUGAAUAUGAUCGUGCUGGUAGGAUCAUAAAAGGCCAGGAGAUGGCUCUUCCUAAGAGCAAGUACGAAGAAGAUGUUUACAUAAACAACCACACUAGUGUUUGGGGUUCAUGGUGGAAAGAUCAUCAAUGGGGUUACAAAUGUUGCCACCAGAAUGUACGGAACAGCUAUUGUACUGGUGCUGCUGGUAUUGAGGCUGCUGAAGCUUCAGCAGAUCUUAUGAAAGCUAAUAUAGCCCGGAAGGAGGCUACUGAAGGUCAGACAAACAUUCACUACGUCGGCGGCUUCCUCUUCACCAGCUAUGGUGGCGCAACCCCAUUCCCUGCAACUCCCCCUUUCUGUUCCGCCGCACACUCUUCCCUCCCAUCCUCCCACCUCUGCGCUAUCGCUAACUUCCCCCUCGAAACCAUCAAAAUCUGGUGCCACAAGUUUCCGGCACCUCCGAAUAUGCCUACUACAACGGCAGCUUCGUCGCUAAGCUAUACCAUGACACCCUCUCCUCCCCCCCUCCUUAAAUCUCCUCAAUUUCACCUUCGGUCGCGCUCAUUCCAUCCCCCGGGGAAACCCAGUAGAAUCGACACAGAAGCACCUGUAGCAGCUGAAGAGAAAAGAGUUGCUACAUGGGGAUCGGAAGUACCUGACGAUCUGGUUCUGGACCAAAAAAGACUUACCGAAGCACUUCAAAAGGAGGACGAACGGAAGAGAGAGGAGAGGGAUGAAAGGAAACGGAAGUACAACGUGAAGUGGAACGAUGAGGUAACACCUGAAGAUAUGGAAGCUUUCAGGAUGAAGAGGGUCCAUCACGAUGAUCCAAUGAAGGAUUUUCUGAAUUAAUUUAAGUUUAAAGAAACACGAAUCCAAACUUGGUUGCAAGCUGAAAGAAUUGCAGUUUAAGUUUAAGAGGUGCUAAAGGUGUCUUUAGUUCUUCGUUAUUGUACGUGAUACCUUGAAACCUGAUAGGAAUCGUGUUUCAUGUAAAUCAAAAUAUGUAAUGUAGUUCAGUGCUGCCGUUGUCGAUCUGAAUAACUUGACGUAGUUAUGAUAAGCGAUGACGAACUCCCUGUUGCAACGGUAGCUUCAAAAUUGAGAAGAAUGUUAGAAUUGCUAUCUAUACAUAUCUGAUAUAUCCGUUCCUGAUC
This is a messenger RNA of Salvia hispanica, 2360 nucleotides long. RefSeq names its product pre-mRNA-splicing factor SLU7-like. Gene Ontology annotation, molecular function: pre-mRNA 3'-splice site binding. Gene Ontology annotation, cellular component: spliceosomal complex. The record is from RefSeq and is a predicted model, not a curated record. Gene Ontology annotation, biological process: mRNA splicing, via spliceosome. NCBI's taxonomy places the organism in Eukaryota, Viridiplantae, Streptophyta, Magnoliopsida, Lamiales, Lamiaceae.